GGUUAGUUGUAAGGCCUCAAAAUCCACUCGCUCCCAUUUCUCACAAAUCUAAACUCGCCCGCCACAUCACAAACUCCUCUCUCUCUCUCUCUCUCUCUCUCUCUCUCUCUGUAUUUGGUCUAUGCCGGCACCGCCAACACCUCCGCCGCUGCCACCGCCAUGAAUUCGAGCUCCUCCAACCCUCCUGCUCAGUCCAUGGCCAACUCAACGUCGACCGAUGGCUCAGGCAAGAAGGUUCGAAAGCCUUACACUAUUACCAAGUCCAGAGAGAGUUGGACCGAAGAAGAGCACGACAAGUUCCUUGAAGCUCUUCAACUGUUUGACCGUGACUGGAAGAAAAUUGAAGAUUUUGUUGGUUCAAAGACAGUUAUUCAGAUUCGGAGUCAUGCUCAAAAGUACUUUCUGAAGGUCCAAAAGAAUGGCACAACUGCACAUGUACCUCCACCUCGCCCCAAGCGCAAAGCUACUCAUCCUUACCCACAAAAGGCACCAAAAAAUGUUUUAGCACCGCUGCAAGCUUCCAUGGCAUAUCCUUCUUCAUUAACUUCCCUUCCUCCUGGAUAUUCUCCAUGGGAUGACACUUCCAUGCUCAUAAAUACUGCAUCUGGCGGAAUGAUGCCGUCACAAGAUGAACAUAAUCUUCAUGGACUUGAAGCUGAUAUUGGAUCAAAGGGGAUAGGAAGGAUUACUAACAGCAGUGCUGUUGGCAUUGGAAGCUCAAGUAGAACACUGCCAAGUUCUGAGUUACCGGCACAAGGAGAACAAAAUUCUUUGCUUCACGGUAUACCAGAUUUUGCAGAAGUCUACAGCUUUAUUGGGAGCGUCUUCGAUCCAGAUACUGAAGGUCACAUGCAGAAACUAAAGGAGAUGGAUCCUAUUAACUUUGAAACUGUCUUGUUGCUUAUGAGAAACCUCACAAUCAACUUGUCUAGUCCUGAUUUUGAGCCAAUUCUUUGACAUGUAGAUGGUUUCAUUGGCUGGUGCAGAGGAAUGUCAUGUCUUCAUAUGAUGUCAAUACCAAAGCUAUUGCUACAGCCAAUGUUACGACGAACCAGAACAACGAGCUCUCGUGUUAAAACUAUGAGCAGGCCUUAUACGUUGCCGUGUAGUAUGUAUUUCUCUUUAUUAUUCUUUGUCAAGUAUAUUUUACAUAAUUCCUGCACCUCUCAAAGAAAGAAAAAGAAUUGGUCAGCAAAUACGUAUUAGGACCUCUAGGUUGACAUGGGAUUGGAAUGUUUCUUCAGCAGCAUUAUUAUUGAUGGGAAGUACAAUAGCUCUGGAGCGACCAUGCUCUGAAAGUACGAGGAUAUAGAACUGCUGCUGCAGUAACAGGGCAGAAUUGCCGGAGUGAGUACAAAAGAAACAUCCUGCAAUUUUGAAACCCUUUUUAAGUACAUAUUCUAAUAUUCUGUGUCUUUUUAGUAGAUCUGUAUGUAUUUGUAGGGUCUGUUUGAGGCAAAAUAUGAUGAAAACAAUAAUGCCAUUCUCAUUUUUGCUGUGCAUGAUUUGCCAUGGCAGUGUAGCUCUGAUAAUUCAGCGGUCCCUAUGAUAAUGUAAAAUUGCUUCUUGACCUCCAAGAGAGGGCUUGAUCAUUGUUUGCAA
Molecule: messenger RNA, 1602 nt
Organism: Diospyros lotus (date-plum)
Lineage: Eukaryota; Viridiplantae; Streptophyta; Magnoliopsida; Ericales; Ebenaceae
Product: protein REVEILLE 8-like
Exons: 8
Coding region: 160-957 (265 amino acids)
Molecular function (GO): DNA binding
Source: RefSeq, a predicted model, not a curated record